Molecule: messenger RNA, 1520 nt
Organism: Andrographis paniculata
Lineage: Eukaryota; Viridiplantae; Streptophyta; Magnoliopsida; Lamiales; Acanthaceae
Product: mitotic spindle checkpoint protein BUBR1
Exons: 11
Coding region: 90-1265 (391 amino acids)
Biological process (GO): mitotic spindle assembly checkpoint signaling; meiotic sister chromatid cohesion, centromeric
Molecular function (GO): protein kinase activity
Source: RefSeq, a predicted model, not a curated record
ACUCAGAGCGUUCCCAAUUUCAAAUUUCAAAUUUUAAUAAAAACCCUAGAGCUAGAAAAAGAGUAAAGAAAAUAAAUCCGAGGAUAACGAUGGAGGUCGGGAAAAUGGAUGAAUCGGUGGCGACGGAAGUGUUUUUGGAUCCGGAGACAGAGUUUUUGGUGUCCAAGGAGCAGAGCGGCAACGAGUGGGAACUGUACAAGGAAAAUGUCCGCCCUCUGAAGCGCGGCCGCAACGUUCGUCUCCUUAACCAUGCUCUCAAAUCACAUGCCCAAUCUCAACUGCAGAAUUCACUUCUCCAUCAUCGGAGGAAGUUGAUUGAGGCGAUUGACGAGUAUAAAGGCGAGGAUCCUCUGCACCCCUGGAUCGAGUGCAUAAAAUGGGUUCAAGAGGCUUUCCCUCCAGGUGGUGACUGCUCAGGGUUAAUGGUGAUUUAUGAACAAUGUGUUCGCACCUUUUGGCACGAAGACCGUUACAAAGAUGAUCUGCGAUACCUAAAAGUUUGGCUGGAAUAUGCUGAAAGCUGUGUUGAUGCAGAAGUCAUUUAUAAAUUUUUAGAGACAAACAAAAUAGGGGUAACACAUACCUUAUUCUACAUUGCCUAUGCACUACACAUGGAACACAAGAACAAAAAUAGAACUGCAAAUGAGAUCUUCAAUCGCGGGUUAUCUAUGAAGGCUCAACCAACCGAAAAAUUGGAAGAAGCUUACAGGAAGUUUCUAGCACGCUCAAUGAGACAACUGAAAGCUACUGAAGAGGAUGUGACCGAGAACCAGUUUCCCACUAGAAGCUUUGGAACUGUAUUGGCUAGAGAUUCAAGAAAUCGAACUCCGGAAAGUUCAGAUAUUCUUAGGAAAAAACAUAAACUAGACAGGGCUCCUGGAACUAAUCUGUCUGUCUUCAAAGACGACAGCAGCACUUCGUCUUUCGGACAUCAGCCCGAGCUAGCAAUCCCAGACAUGAAGCCAUGGCACUCACUCGGUGCCCGAGCAGAAAGAAACAAAGAAAACAACUCAAUUCCUUCCAAGUGGACAUCAACUAAGAUUCCCCCAAGGCCUGGCCAGAGACUUGGAAGACCACCCCCUGGCCCUCGCAUCGAGAUUUUUGUUGAUGAAGAAUGCCCCGAGAAACAUAAACAAGACAAUGAAAGUGGAAAAUCUUCGGCCUUGCAGCUUAGAGCCGGGGACGGUAGAGAUCUUACUAAGGAAACUUUGCUGUUGAAAGAGAAUCCUCUGCGCCACUUCCCUCCGAGUUCUCUGCCUCGAUAGAUAACUAACUGUCCAACCAACCGUCCAUGUUGGUAUAUUCCUUGUCCUUUUAUUGCAUUGCAUAAGUUUCGAUUUUUUAAAGCAUGUGUGUGGUUUGUCGAUUCCAAUAAGCCUUUGAGUUGAUAUGAUCAUGUCUGGUAUCGUAUGGGCUUCUAAUGUUGUUGUCUGUUUUCUUUUUAAUUAAUGUAAACUUUGGCGGGAGUUCUUCAUUUGUAUGCAAUUAAGGUUACAGUUGGUGUUACUUAUCAUUUUCAA